AUGAGGCCACUCUUUCUGCUGUGGGGCUGCCUGGUGCUCCCAGGUUAUGGAGACACCAUAGUGGGCCCAAAGGAAGUCAGCGGGUUCGAAGGGGACACCAUGUCUCUGCAAUGCACAUACGGGGACGAGCUGAAGAAGUUCCAGAAAUACUGGUGCAAGGAGUCGGGGCUCUUCGUCUCCCGAUGCACAAACACAAUCUACGCAAAUACAGACGGCCAGGAGAUGACCAAAGGCAGAGUGUCCAUCCAGGAUAGCCGGCCAGAGCGUGCCCUCAAGGUCACACUGCAGAAACUCAGCCUGGAGGAUGCGGGCACAUACUGGUGCGGGGUCAGUAGGCUGGGCAUCGAUAUUGCCUUCUCCAUCUCUCUGCUGGUCUUUCCAGGUCCCUGCUGCCCUCCCUCCCCUGCGCCCUUCUUCCGACCUCUUACUACUACUUCGAGGAGACUUGGGCCCAUGGCACACAUGUGGCACACUCAGGCCCCGGGACUGAAUUUGUGGGGAGCUGCAGAGCCAGGAUAUCUUGGCUCUGGAGGCUGCAUCCAGGCCAACAGCUUGAGCAGGACCCGCUGCUACCCGCCCCUCCCUUCUACUUACACGCCUGUGACUGUUGAAGUAGGCGGCGCCCCUCGCGGUCACGAAGGCACCUUCCUGUCCCCCGGAACCUCUCCAUCCGUGGGGACCUCUCCUUACACGCACGCUCACGCGGCGACCUCUCCUCCUGCAGGGACCUCCCGCCCCACCGCCAGGCUGGACCCCUCCUCAGCGAAGGAUCCCAGUCUGGUCGCCAGGAGCAGCAGCAGCUCCAAGCCCAGGACACUGGUGUCCACAGCCCGCUUCCUGGCCCCGGUGUGGGUGCUGGUCUCCCUGUUGCUGGUCACUGCCCUGGCUGCACUGGGUCGCUGCAUGUUCUGCUGGAGGGAGGAAGAUGAGCAGGAGGAUUUGUCAAAGGACAAGAAUGAAAACGUGCACCUGACCCACAUGGGAAACUAUGGCCCACAGUACACAUUGAGGAACCUGGCACUGCUCACCGAGCCUGACUCCAGCCCCCUGCCCCUCAGCACAGAGACUGGAUGCCUAAACCAGACUUCAGAGGAAAACCAAGCCUCUCCACUGGACCUUAAGGGGGACCUGGUUCCUCAGUAUCCCCUUCAACUGCCUGGGCAAGAGUCGGGCUUCCUCCCUGUGUAG
Messenger RNA from Suncus etruscus (white-toothed pygmy shrew), 1188 nucleotides. RefSeq names its product CD300 molecule like family member g (gene CD300LG). Gene Ontology annotation, molecular function: transmembrane signaling receptor activity. The coding region runs from base 1 to 1188 and encodes 395 amino acids. The record is from RefSeq and is a predicted model, not a curated record. Gene Ontology annotation, cellular component: plasma membrane. Lineage: Eukaryota; Metazoa; Chordata; Mammalia; Eulipotyphla; Soricidae. The transcript has 9 exons.